UUCUGUGUAGUACCUAAAUUACAAUUUACAACCUGCCCAAUUUGUAAUACUCAAGCUAUAACCUUUUGUCUCACGUUUAUUUUCUAAAUCAAGUACCUACCUAUCAUCAUUAGUGGAACUGUGUGAUAUAUAUUGCGAGCUUCAAUGAGAAUUACGGUGUACUAUUUAUUGAAUAAAUAAAAGAUGUUUUGCAUCCAGGAGAAAGAGUCACCUCACAGUGAGUUCACAGAAAAGGAUCCACUCAGUCAAGAAAAUUCUGAAUCAAGUGAUGAUGAACCUACAGCAAAACGGCUUAAAUAUAACUCCGACUUGAACCUCCAAGUCUACAAUAUACCAGUAUUUAACCCUCCAAAAUCUUUGUCGAUUUAUCCUAUGACCCAAUCAUCACCUUUACCAAAGUUUGUUAACAAUCCACUCAAUCUUGCAAAUCCGUUAAAUUUGGCAAACCAAAUAACCAACAAUUUUAAAGUAAACAGUGUAGUUAAGUCUCUACAGAGCAGAUAUUCAUUGCCAGCGAAGUUAACAAUAACUCCUGUUAAAAGUGAUGGAGAAAUAGUAAGGUAUAAGAAGAAUGGAGAGAUCGCAAAGAAACGAGGACCUCCAAAGGGUUACAAGAGGAAGCCAAAGGAUCAGUUGUCACACAGUUUUAAUAAUGGAUCAUCACAACAGGUACAAACCAGUAUCUUAUCACACAUAUUUGAGUCAAACAAUACAACAGUGACGCCGGUAGAGAUUGUGUCUGAGGUCCUACCGCCACCACCCACGGAACCAAUCAAAUUACCACCAGGUGUUGAAUUGGUGGAACUCCUACUUAACCCAGAAGACUGGUUCCCCGCUGAGCCCUACCGAAUGGUGUUCAGCAGAAAGAAGAACCCAAAAUGGAAGAACUUCCCCUACAGAUGUGAACAUUGCUUUAAGGGGUACCGCGUGGCUUCGACGCUGGUGUCCCACUCGGAGCAGCGCCACGGCUGUGCCCCGGGGCAACUGGCGCUGCCCUGCCCCUGUUGUCCGCACGUGUCUCUGCGCCGCAAACAGCACAAGAAGCAUCUUCAGACGCACGAGUCCAAGCGGCACCGGAUAUUCUGUCUCUACUGCCUCCCUCCCACCGACCCUUCGGAGCCCUACGUGAAAGAGCCCUCGAGGUAUCCUUUCGACAAGUAUCCCCAGUACUGGUACGCUUCCGAAGAAUCGCUCCGGCUCCACAAGAAGAGGAAACACCCGUACGCCGCCCUGUUCAACGUCACCUGGCACGGCAGCUGGGGCGAUAGCGCGCCCAACAGCUAAGUCAUGGUAGCUUAUGGUAGAAUUCUGUAGGUUAUUGUAACUAUAGUGACAAAAAUGAAUUGGUAGGUUUAUUGAAAUGUGAUGUUGGCAGGUACGAUAAAGAUAAAAAGUGUAGAUUUUAGAUUGUAGGGAUUUGGAAUGUAAGACAUGACAUGUGUUGGGGAGUUAACUUUUAAUACUUUAAUUAUGACCGUUGUUAAUUAUGAGGUCCUGGCGAUGGUUGGAUAGGAGAUAUAUUGCACUCGUAGGAAUUUGUGCUUAUGAAGUGAGGCUAAUAGCAUUUCCGAACAAUAUAGUAUUUUAAGUAAGGGCCAGUCAAGUAUAGACUAAGUUAGAACGGAAGCCUUAGUACUUAUGAUUAGAUUGUAAGUGUUGCCAAUACGCUUAGCGCGGUUGGUAGUAUUUGGUAGUUACUUGUGUCACAAUACAGUAGAUUUCGGUAGAGAUGUGUAUAUUUUUGAGAAAAGAUUUUUUCAUCUGUCGUGCCUUGAGAUUCGUACAUUCCGCUUAUUUACUACUUAUAUCUACAAAUAAAAUACUCGAAUAAAAAGUACUAUUUUAAUAAACUCUUUAUAGUGUUGCCAAGUCCUAGGAUUAAUUAGAUAUAGACUAUAUUGUGUAUGUGUGCUGUAAAUCAAUCUAAACGUAUUAUUUUCGUUGCGAUGUAAAUUGCUUUAAAUGCCCGUCGUAUUAAUUUGUAUGUUGCGGUUUUUUAAAAGGCCUCUUAAUGUAUUUUUUACAAUUAAUUUUAAUAAUUGUUUUUAAUCAUGUUCCUUGGCGGUUUAUUAUUUGCUUUUAAUGAAUUAGAACGUGUUUUAUCUAUACUAAUGUUAUAAAGAGGUAGAGUUUGUGAGGUUUUCGGGGGUAAUAUCUGGAUCUACUGAACCGAUUUUGAAAAUUCUGUUACCAAUAGAAAGCCACGGUAUUUGUGAGUGUCGUAGGCCAUAUAUUAACCCGAAAACUUAUAAAACUUUUUUGUGGUAGUCCGAUUUGCAAAGUCGCAGAAGAAACCGUCGAACGAAAACGUUUUCACUGGGACACCAUACAGACACCAGAGUCAUGACGCGUCCGAGCUGGUCGCGCCACCAAAUUUGUUGCGUAACCAAACGGACACCAGGGUACUAAUUUCCUAUCUUUUUCUUCAUCGGAUUACUCUUGACAGAGAAGUCGUGGUCACGUCGAACGACGAACGAUUCUACGCCAGUUAUCCCUGGCUGUUGCUUCUCUGGCACAUGUGUUGAGGGGAGUGUCGGUUAGGGCUUUGAUCUGGUCUGUCCAGAGCAAAGGGGAGCGUCCUCUUGACCUACUGCCGUUGACCCUUCACUGAACAAGUCUCUCUAUGGCAUGCUCUCCACGUCGCGUGAUAUGUCCGAAGUAUCUGAGGAUACGUGCUCCAACUAUAGAUGAAAGCCUUUCUUUCACCUUGUUUCUUCAAGUAUCGCGACGUUUGUGCGGCGUUGUGUCCAAGAUACUAGUAGCAUUCGUCUCCAACGCCACAUUUCUAGUGCGUCCUCCUUCCACCUUCCUAUAGAGCUUUGUACAUUUUGUUGGUAGCGGUGACUGGAUGCGCCACCUUGGUCUCCCGGUGAAAUAUAGCCCUUACGGACGCUGACUUAACGAUGAGAGAUAUAGAUAUUAUUUUCUUUGAUUAACGCGAGUGUUUCACAUUUAAAUAAAACACUUAAAGGGUUAAAACGCGUGUAAUUGUAACUGCAUUAACAUUACAUUUUUGCGUAAAAGUUACAUUUUCAUUAACCCGACGUUUCAAGACCUUUCCAGGUCUCGUUUUCAGGGGGACUGCAGAUGAAAUGAAUCAAAGAUAGUAUUUGUCAUUUACUGCCUCGGAGGUGGUAUUUGCUGUUACAAUUACACGCGUUUCAAUUCCUUUCAAAGUGUUUAUUUAAAUAUAUAUGCAUGUGGCAGUAUUUAAACACCUACUAAUAUGGUUACAGUGGUAAAUACGAACAUAGUCGCGGGUAACAGUGGCACCGAUUUCAUUUAUAAGUAGUAAUUGUUGACUUAUUCGAUUUAUUUUUAUAUGCCAGCCAUUUUGUUACUUAUAACGAUACUUCACGACAAAUCACUGACCCGUAUAAAUACCACUGGACAGACCGUUUCAUAUGUUUGACAGCAAUUUUUUUUUUUUGUGCCGAUUUGAAGCGCCACUCGCGAGCGUCCUUAUUUUGCAAGCAUUUUUAUAGUAAUUAUAAAUAUAAUAACUUUAAUUUUAAAACACGAAGCACAGUUCUGGUGACAGGAUCAUCCUGCCACUAUAAGUAGCGCCAUUUUAAGCUUUAAUAUCAUUUUGUAGAAGUCGAAUUGGAGAUAUUUCUGAAUUACAUUUUGAAGGUUAUGAGAAUGUUAAGUUUAAAUGUUAUGUAUGAUUGGUUUGUUAUGACAGCACAUACCCAGUUGACAUAGAGUAGUUUACUUUGUACGUAUUGUUUUAGGUUUAAAUAAGUUUAAAAAAAACAACUAUAUUUGCCCGCCCAGUAUGUCUUGCAGUAUCUGUCAGUCUUGAUUGGAAAACUUAUACAGAUAUUUAUAAAAAACUAUGUGCCUGCGUACUCUGGUACUCAGUACACAGGGAAGAAGUGAAAGUUCUUUAUGACAUCACGGUAAAAAAACUAGUAAAAAAAUAAGGACUCCGUCUCACCUUACAAAAACAGUGUAGCACCAAAACAAGGCGAUUAACGUGUAAAUACAUAGCCCCACGCACACACUUACACUACUACAGGCCGAUAGGCGGCCAUUAUAAGAAUUGUCAUCGUCUGUGACAGAUCUGUUUGCGUCUCAAUAGAAUAUCUUAAAAAUGCCGUCGUGCAUUGUGAAAAGUGUAAAUCUAUACUAUAUAAGUAUUUGUGGCCAUGUAUAUAUGUAAGGGAGAUAAAAUUGUUAAACUAGUAUCCCCCGUAGCCGCACACACACUAGCAUAACGGUGUUUUACUUGCUAAUAUCACGGCGCGGAGUCGUUUUUUUUUCGUUUAGUUUUACUCGUCCGUGUAUGACAUAUAAUUUUUCUACUAUUUAUAACUUUACAAAAAUUGGGUAGAUAAGGCUUAAGAAAAAAAAUAUCCAUAUUAAAUUAAAGUUUUUUUUUAAUAUUGAAAUUUAUACAACAAGUGAGCGUGCUCACGUGUUGAUUGAAUAUAUAUUAUUCUAUACGUCACUAUUCUGAGGUCUGAUAAAAAAAACAUGACGCGUAACCGAAAAUUAUCACCACAUUGCUAUAAUAUUUCUUUCAUACGUCGAUAAAGAAAUUUCUUUCACUUAUAAAAACAACAUGACGCGUUACCGAAAAUUGUGACCACAUUGCUAUGAAAUAUCUGUCAUACAUCGUUAAACAAGUUUCUUUCACUUAUCAGAGCAACAUGGCGCGAAACCGAAAAUUGUGACGACAUUGCUAUGAAAUAUCUGUCAUACAUCGAUAAACAAGUUUCUUUCACUUAUUAGAGCAACAUGGCGCGUAACCGAAAAUUGUGACGACAUUGCUAUGAAAUAUCUGUCAUACGUGGAUAAUGAAGUUUCACUUCAAUAAUUAGAAAAAAUAAAUUUAAACCUUAUCUGUAAUUAUAGUAUUCGUGACGCUCUAUUUUAGCAUUGGGUUCACAACAACGAAAUUCAACAGCGAUCAUUAACAAUAUAAGAUUAAGAAAGGAAUUCAAAUGACACGAUUCGCGUAUUAAUAAUGCGCCAAUUAUUUUGCAAACGGUACUGAUUUUUCAAGUGUCUGUCUGGACCUGACGUCAUCAACAUGGCGGGCGGUCCGCCCAACAAUUUUCGAGGACUUAACCUUGUUGACGGUUCAGCUACAUGUGUAGCUAUUAUUGAUAAUUAUAUUUAAGUUUUAUGGUACAAAUUGCAACCAGUAUUUUACCGCAUUUAUUAAUAUGAAUAUUUAUUACUUUACGAUAAAAUAAAACAGUUUUUUACGAUUUAAAACCUUAUCAUUUUUACAAGAAACAUGAUCAACACCAUUGGUUUUUCCCUUGUAUUUUUAAGCAUACUUUAAGAUAUACUAUUUGUUUUAAGACAUUAACCGAAAAACAUAUUUUGGAAGAAGUAUCUUAAUUAUAAGGAUAUUUUAACACAAUGUUUUAUUGCUAACUGCGGAUACGUUUAAAGGGGGCACCGAACGAAAGCAGAACAAAUGUAGAUGUGAGAUGUAGUAUUUUUAAUACCUGAGGCUUAGAUGUAUAAUAUAGUAUACAUGUCUAACGGAGAUUAUACAAGAUAGAAAAAGUAAGCUAAUCUACUGUUGUAACCGAUACGCUGAUAUAUUCUAAGUCUAUUAAUACUUAAAUCAGAUGAAGAAUUUACGCCGUACUAAGGGUUUAUUUAAUUUUUUAGAUAUUACUUUGGACUUUUGUUUUUUAAAGGCGAAAGGUGGGCAGAAAACACGCAAACUAUGUGUUUUUAAACAAGUUUUAUGGUGAAAAUAUAGCAAUUGGAUCUUUGAACAUUACUUAAUCCUGUUACACAUACCCUUAAGUCUUAUUUGUAGUUUGCUUAUGCUUGCUGUUAGUUAUAGUUAACACUCCAGAGCUGUUGCGAACUUGUUUAGCUAAACAAGUUUUUAUAUUUUCAUUAUGCUUUGUAAACGAUGAUGCGAGAAAUGCGACGUUGCCAGACUUACACUUGC
Leptidea sinapis is the source of this 5926-nucleotide messenger RNA. RefSeq lists its product as uncharacterized. The transcript has 6 exons. The coding region runs from base 184 to 1284 and encodes 366 amino acids. The record is from RefSeq and is a predicted model, not a curated record. NCBI's taxonomy places the organism in Eukaryota, Metazoa, Arthropoda, Insecta, Lepidoptera, Pieridae.